This is a messenger RNA of Aspergillus terreus NIH2624, 1767 nucleotides long. Its product is annotated as glycoside hydrolase family 16 protein. The record is from RefSeq and is a predicted model, not a curated record. Gene Ontology annotation, biological process: glucan catabolic process. NCBI's taxonomy places the organism in Eukaryota, Fungi, Ascomycota, Eurotiomycetes, Eurotiales, Aspergillaceae. Bases 1 to 1767 code for a protein of 588 amino acids. Gene Ontology annotation, molecular function: hydrolase activity, hydrolyzing O-glycosyl compounds. The transcript has 5 exons.
AUGUACCUGCUCACACUUCUCGCCCUCUCCCCGCUGACCUACGGGGCCACAACGCUCAUCCCUACGACAUGUUUUGACGACUACUCCUCGCUCGAGGAAUACUUUGCCUACCUGUACCCCUGGGGCUCCGACCACAACGGCUCCGCCCGGAUGGUGGGCAACUCGUCCGACCAUGAAUACAUCUCGGUCGAUUCAGGGACGCUCACCAUAGUCGCGAAGCCCGUCAGUGGCCAGCCUCCGACCAGUGGAGGCCAAGAGAUCAACUAUCUCUCGGGCGCGAUACACUCGGCUACCAGCUUCACGGUUGAGGCCGGAUCGGGGUUCGAUAUCCAGGCCGAAUUCCAGGCGCCAACGGCGACGGGCACAUGGCCUGCGUUCUGGUUGAACGGGGCCGACACCUGGCCGCCCGAGAUCGAUAUAGCUGAGUGGAAGGGUAUGUAUCCGCUGAACUUUGAAGGAUUAAGGCUCAUGGGUAUAGGAACUGGUGAUAUCAGCUUCAACACUUUCAAUACCUCGUCGGAGGUGCAAGCACACGAUAUUGAAUACCCCUCGCCCGAUAAUUUCCAUACCGUGAAAGCAGAGAUUCGCGAUGAAGACGGCUCGAACAUCUCCGUUAAGUUCUUUCUAGAUGGGACCGAGGUCACCACCCAGUAUGGGGCGGAGAUUAUCAACCUCCAGAUGGAGGGGUCUUCUGGCUCGCCUGGCCCGACCACAGGCCUCCUACUCUCCGCAUCUCCAAUUUCACCACACCACACCACCAUCACCACCACCACCACCAACAUCUCCACCAACACUCCCUCAAUCCGAUCACCUGCCGAAAUGACCCUCGACGACAAUCCUCCCGGCGGCUCCCAAAGCGACCUCCCCCGCCCCGCGCCAUCGUCCCCAUUCGGAAAAUACUACCCCCUCCACAUCAACCCCGAGAACAUCUUCCCCGUGGACCCGAUCACCCGCACAUUCUGCUUCUUCGGCACGCGAGGCUUCCACCAAAAAGUCGAAGAAACCGUCGCGCGUCGCAUCGAGAACGCCCGCGUGCUGAUCCAGCGCCUCCCGACGCAGGACGAGCUCGACGCGAUGGUGACGCACAGCUCGCGCAGCGUCGCCUACGAGCGCAAGGGGAUUUGGAUCGGGGCGCUCAUCUACGCGGGUAUUUCGCUGCCGCGGUGGGCGAGGACGGAGCGCUGGCGCACGUACGUGCCGCCCACCGGGUCGAUGGUGCAGCGGCUGGCGGCCGGGUUCAAGGCGUUCAAUAAGGCGGAGCCGCUGGUGGCGCGCCAGCGGACUAUGCUGGCCGUGUUCAAGUUGAUGUUCUCGAUGAUUGCGGGGGCGUCGGUGUCGGGGGUGAUGGGGGUGUAUACGGAGACGAAGAAUACGGUGUCGGAUCCGCGACUUGCGCAGUUUAUGGCGGAUCUGCGGAAUCAGAAUCCCGAGGAGGUGCAGAAGCGGAAGGCCGCUGCGAUUGAGAGUCGGAGGAGACAGAUGCACCAGCGGCGGCUGGAGGAGGUUCCUGCUGUUGGUGAUGGGCAGGGUGGUCUGGAGAAGGAGCAGGGAUAUGCGUCCGGGGGCGUGGAAACCGACUCGCCUCAGACUGCGACGGCGGGUCGAGUGUAUCAGGCGGUGCAGGAUCGCAGGCCGGUCGUCGACAGCUCUGAAAGUCAGUCGAAGGGGUCGUAUUUCUUCGACGAUGAUGAUGCUAGUCCCGUGGCGCCGGAGCACAGAAACACCAGCCUGCAGGACGCGGCGCAUCCGACAACAAUCGAUGUCUGA